AACACGGCGUUAUAGCUUGUUCUCCACCGAGCUAACGCGCUACCACAGGCAUCCUCCGGCUGAAUUAGCUCGCAGGCUAGUGGAUGCUGUGAUAGCGCUAAUCAUCGCUGUGUGAGCUAAGCUACCCGCGUUAGCUUGUCUAGGACACACCACUAGUCUCAAACUAAUUAUUGCCACGUCGCUAUUUUCUUCGUGGAGUUUGGUUCAAGUGGUAGCGGCAGUUAUGGUUUUAUUGUUUGCUAGUCGACGUUAUUAUGUGUGCUUGUCCUCUAGUUGUCCCCAGAACAGCCGAUGAAACCAGAAGAUAUGGCUGCCUUGGACGUGGACAGCAGUCAAAGCGACUUUCUGCAGCAGGAGCAAGGCAGGGGCAGCCAGGACACUCAGCCAUCACCCCUCGACCUGCUAGCAACCACCUGCACUAAGGUUGGGUCACCGUCAUCAGAGGUGGACAGAGGUGCUGUAGCUGAUGUGACAUCAUAUCCAUCUACUCAGCUUACUGGAACUGAAAAAUGGGAGAUUUUGACCUCCACAUCAGCAGCAAAAGAUGAAUCUGGAUUUAUACAAAUCCAAAAUCAAGGAAUAUUAACAUCGAACGGACAGUAUGUUCUUCCUCUUCAGAACUUACAGAGUCAGCCAAUCUUUGUGACAUCGGGAACGGACGCCUCCUCUGCCAAUUCAGUGCCUAACAUUCAGUACCAAGUAAUUCCUCAGAUUCAAACAGCAGAUGGACAGCUGAGCUUCUCCACUUCCGGCAUGGAAGGAGCAACUCUGUCUCAGAACACCACAGGGCAGAUUCAGAUCUUUUCUGACGGUAGCCAGAGUCUCAGUAUAACACCAACUGCAAACAUCCUUAAUAACAACCAGAACCUCAUAUCACAGACUGGUAAUGUCCAGCAGCUCCAGGGGGUUUCUCUUGGCAACGCCACCUUCAACAACCAGGGUCAGGUUGUUACUAAUGUGCCUCUGGGUUUUCCUGGGAACAUUACUUUUGUUCCUAUUAAUAGUGUGGACUUGGACUCCCUUGGCCUCUCUGGUGCUCAAACUAUAGCAACAGGGGUGACUGCUGAUGGCCAGCUAAUUAUGACGAGUCAGCCCAUUGAUGGCUCGGAGAGUUUGGCGAAGACCGAUAAUCACCUUUCACAGACACUACCAGUAGAAGGCUCAAAUGCAAAUCAUGAGAUAUAUGUGCCAACAUCUUCCUCUCAGCUACACAUUCCAACGAACGAAUCAGGUCUGCUGACACAAGACACUUCAUUGUCAUCAGUGGGUACAGAGCAAGCUGAUUCGAGUUCUGGUCUCCAGGAGGGCUUCCUCCAACAGAACCAGGAGCAGAGCAUCCAGGUGUCUUCAGCUCAGUCCAUCAUCCAGCUGCAACAGGUACCUAUUCAGACCACCAAUGGUCAGAUGGUCCAGUCCAUGGCAACAGGCGGGCAGAACCUGCAGCUGAUCAACCCGGGAACAUUCAUCAUCCAAGCUCAGACGGUCACACCGUCGGGUCAGAUACAAUGGCAGACCUUUCAGGUGCAGGGAGUGCAGAACCUACAGAAUCUGCAGCUGCCAACAACCCCACCCCAGCAGAUAACCCUGGCUCCAGUCCAGACGCUAUCACUGGGUUCCAGUUCAGUCGGCAUCAGCACGGGACAGAUGCCCAACCUGCAGACAGUGACAGUCAACACAAUGGCUCAACAUGAAGGAGAUACAGACAAUCUUGGAGACAUUCAGAUAAAAGAAGAGCCAGACUCUGAAGACUGGCAGCUAAGCACCGACUCCACCCUGAACACAAGCGACCUGUCCCACCUUCGCGUCAGGCUAGUGGACGACGAGGACCAGUUGGGUCAGGAGGGCAAGAGGCUGCGCAGAGUGGCGUGUACUUGCCCCAACUGUAAAGAGUCAGGUGGGAGGGGAUCCAGCACGGGGAAAAAGAAGCAGCACAUCUGCCACAUUGCUGGCUGUGGGAAAGUAUAUGGAAAGACAUCACACCUGCGAGCACACCUGCGCUGGCAUUCAGGGGAGCGACCUUUUGUUUGCAGCUGGAUGUUCUGUGGGAAGAGGUUCACACGCAGCGACGAGCUGCAGAGACACAGGAGAACACACACAGGAGAGAAGAAGUUUGUCUGCCCAGAGUGUUCAAAGCGCUUCAUGCGGAGCGACCACCUGGCGAAGCACAUUAAAACUCAUCAGAACAAAAAAGGCGUGAACUCUGGCAGCGCUAUGGUGGCCUCGAUGGAAUCUGCGGGGUCCUCAGACAGUAUCAUCACCACGGCAGGCGGGACCACCCUCAUCCUCACCAACAUCCAGCAGGGUUCCAGCAACGCCCAGGACAUCCUGGCCAAUGUAGAGAUCCCUCUCCAGCUCGUCACCACGGUAGCGGAAGUCAUGGAGUGAUUUAACACUCCACUUAUGAACUUCUACAACCUUUCUCAUACUGUGUACUCCUACCUGCAUUUUUAUUCGAAUUUUGAAGAAAAACUUAUAAUUAUAAAUAUACAUACAGUAUAUAUUUUAACACGGAAAUAGUCAGGUCAUGUCUAUACUCAGUUUUCACUGAGGAAAAACUAGUAUUGGAGACUAAAAGAAGAUAAGUGGGGAAAAAAGACAUUGCAGUAGACACACAAUGAAAUGCCUUAUUUUGUAUAAUAUUCUGUCAUUGGAAAUGUAGGAUGCCAUUUUGUUUUGAACCUACUAUUUUGUGUUUGUGUUUUUCACAAAAACAUAUUGGUAAGUUGAGCAAUUUCUCUCCUCCACUUUUUUUUUUCAUGGUAUAUUCUUAUGACGUCCUUGGUCAGCAAGGUUUGUUCCAUCCUUUAAGCAAAGAUUUAAUCUCACAACAGAGCUAAUUUUAAGUAAUGUUAUUGCUUAUGUCCAUGCAAAUAUAUUCAUGUUGUGUGUUUUAAAAAAAUAUAUAUUAUGCAUUCUUAUUUUAAUCUUCUUGCAAAUUAGCCAGCCAUACUGAAAAGCUUUGCUCACACUUGCAACAUUUUGCAGGUGAAAAUCAAAACAAUCAACAUUUUGUAUUGUAAUUCCUCUUGAACAUAUACUGUUGAUAUGAUGCACAUUAUUUGCUUAUUACAUAUUUUGACUGAACAGCUAUUUAUAUUUGGGCUUUACAUAGAAAACGCAUUUGUGAUAUUAAAAGUCAAAGAUAUUUGAAAUGG
This is a messenger RNA of Cyclopterus lumpus (lumpfish), 3155 nucleotides long. It is a transcript of the gene sp3a, whose product is annotated as sp3a transcription factor. Gene Ontology annotation, biological process: regulation of transcription by RNA polymerase II. NCBI's taxonomy places the organism in Eukaryota, Metazoa, Chordata, Actinopteri, Perciformes, Cyclopteridae. The coding region runs from base 292 to 2385 and encodes 697 amino acids. The transcript is spliced from 7 exons. The record is from RefSeq and is a predicted model, not a curated record. Gene Ontology annotation, molecular function: RNA polymerase II cis-regulatory region sequence-specific DNA binding; DNA-binding transcription factor activity, RNA polymerase II-specific.